This is a messenger RNA of Hordeum vulgare subsp. vulgare (domesticated barley), 3011 nucleotides long. RefSeq names its product mitochondrial proton/calcium exchanger protein-like. Gene Ontology annotation, biological process: intracellular monoatomic cation homeostasis. Gene Ontology annotation, molecular function: ribosome binding; calcium ion binding. The record is from RefSeq and is a predicted model, not a curated record. The transcript is spliced from 16 exons. Lineage: Eukaryota; Viridiplantae; Streptophyta; Magnoliopsida; Poales; Poaceae. Gene Ontology annotation, cellular component: mitochondrial inner membrane. The coding region runs from base 260 to 2518 and encodes 752 amino acids.
GUUCGCUCGGUCGUUUCCCACGCUUCCUGCCCACCUCCGCCCCGCCCCGCCCCGCGCUCCCCUCUCUCCUCCGGCCCUCCCGGAUCCGACGCGGGCGUCGCGCCACGGAGUCCGCCGUCAGGCGGAUCGGCCGCCAGAGCCCCGUCCUACAAUGCCGGUUUUGGACAAGUGGACAUAACCGAGUCGUGAACAAUGCUGGGUUCUACCUGGAGAAGCAUGAACCCAGCAUUCUUGUGAGAAAAGGAAGCACCAAUCAAGAAUGGCUUCUAGGGCAAUCAUCAGGAGGAACUAUAUUCUUGAGCACACUAAUGGGACUCGUCUAUUACAUUUAUCUAAGUUUAUUUCCAGCCAAGGAACAUUUGGAUGUGAUGUUGAGCACAACACUGUAUCCCAUGUGCCGCAGAAGAAUUCAGGGGAUUCUAGCCGUGAGAAGCAGCAAUAUACCUUAAGGAAUAGAUACCUUUUGGGCCUUAGUAAUGGGUUCCUGCAUCGCCCAGUCCUUGGUGUCCCUCUUGCCACUUAUGAACCCAAAGCACAUAUCUCUGGAUUCCCCUUGGGAGCCAGGUAUUUUCGGCAGUCAGUCCGUGCAGCAUCAGAAACAGCUGGGCAGCCAAACUCUGGUAUUGUGAAUGGGAAGAGUGAGGACCAGAACCAACCAGAAAAGGAGGUGUCUCCAGAAGAGUGUGACCAGGCGGUGGAAGGCUUAAGCACUGCAAAGGCUAAAGCUAAAGCAAUGGUGCAGGAAGUCCAAAAGACUGACCAAUCAAUCAUACAGAAAUUCUGGGCAAGACUUCUGGGUAUUGGUCCUGCCCUGCGUGUUAUUGCUUCCAUGAGCAGAGCUGACUGGGCUGCGAAGUUGAAGCAUUGGAAGGAAGAAUUUGUUUCUACGCUGCAGCAUUAUUGGCUGGGCACUAAGCUACUGUGGGCAGAUGUCAGAAUUUCAUCAAGAUUGUUGGUGAAACUUGCUGGUGGAAAGAGCCUUACAAGGAGAGAGAGGCAACAGCUUACACGAACAACCGCAGAUAUGUUCAGGCUGGUACCUUUUGCUGUGUUCAUCAUCAUUCCGUUCAUGGAGCUCUUACUGCCAGUGUUCCUGAAGUUGUUUCCAAACAUGUUGCCAUCCACUUUCCAAGACAAAAUGAAAGAAGAGGAGGCAUUAAAGAGGAAACUGAAAGCAAGGAUGGAAUAUGCAAAAUUCUUACAAGAUACAGCGAAGGAGAUGGCAAAAGAAGUGCAAACAUCGCUUAGUGGGGAUAUGAAACAGACAGCUGAAGACCUGGAUGAUUUUUUGGACAAGGUCAGGAAAGGUGGACAUGUCCCCAAUGAAGAAAUUUUGAGCUUUGCAAAGCUGUUUAACGAUGAGCUGACUUUGGAUAACAUGAACAGAUCACGGUUAGUGAACAUGUGUAAAUAUAUGGGAAUUCAGCCUUUCGGUACAGACAACUACUUGAGAUUCAUGCUUCGGAAGAAGUUACGAGUCAUUAAGAAUGAUGAUAAGAUGAUCGAGGCUGAGGGUGUGGAGUCUCUUUCUGACGAGGAGCUCCGACAUGCUUGUCGCGAACGUGGCCACCUUGAUUUAUUGUCAACAGAGGAGAUGCGCGAUCAGCUCAAAGACUGGUUGGAUCUAUCACUUAAUCAGUCUGUGCCAUCAUCUCUUCUGAUUCUAUCAAGAGCUUUUACUGUAUCUGGGAAAAUGAAACCUGAGGAGGCUGUUGUAGCAACGUUGUCUUCUCUGCCAGAUGAAGUUGUGGAUACGGUUGGAACAGUAUUGCCUUCUGAAGAUCCUGUUUCUGAAAGGAAGAGAAAAUUGGAGUUCCUAGAGAUGCAGGAGGAACUUAUCAAGGAGGAAGAGAAAACGCAAGAGAAAGAAGAAAAGGCAAAGCUAGACGAACAAGAGGCUACUAAAGAAGAUUUGGCUUUGAAGGAAAUGACUGAGCCUACUGCUAGGGAAGAAGAGGAACUAAAGAAAUCAAAAGAACAUGAGAAGAAGGACCACCUUUGUAACAUCAGUCAAGCAUUGGCUGUGCUCGCAUCUGCUUCUUCUGUUACCAAAGAGCGAGAAGAGUUUCUGAGCCUUGUAAAUAAAGAGAUAGAACUAUAUAACACCAUGCUGGAAAAGGAGGGCACAGAGGAUGAAGAAGAGGCUAGGAGAGCAUAUAGGGUGGCCAGGGAGGAGUCAGAUCAUGCUGCAGAGUUGGUUGCGGGAGAAAAAGUUUCUUCAGCAUUAAUAGAGAAGGUUGAUGCUAUGCUUCAGAAAUUAGAGAAAGAGAUUGAUGAUGUUGAUGCACGAAUAGGCAACCGCUGGCAGCUGCUUGAUAGGGACCGUGAUGGCAAGGUAACUCCGGAAGAGGUAGAAGCAGCCGCAGAUUAUCUCAAGGACACCAUGGGGAAGGAGGACGUCCAAGAGCUUAUCAGCAAUCUUUCCAAAGACAGAGAAGGAAACAUCCUCGUGGAGGACAUCAAGAAGAUGGCGUCGCAAACGGAGGAAAACAGCGAGCAGAAAGAAACGGCGCGCUGAUUGGUAGAAAGAACGUUCACUCUCAAAUAUGUUUAUACCGUCAGCUCAUUCUUUUCCCGGUUUCAGUUUGUGGCAGCGCAAACGCGCGGAACGGUCAGUGUUUUUCUUGUGACCGUCCACAGUUUUAGUCCCCGGUGCCGCCGAUCGUUAGUCAGGCGUGAAUGGCGACUGAAGUUUCAACUGGUCGCCGUUGAGAUCCACUGGGGAAAUAAAUUCAGGCCUUCGAUCCAAAUGAUCUGAAUAAAGGUAUCGAUGUGUAUGUCUUAUUUUAGGUGUAUUUGAAUGAGCGCGUGUGCGAUCGGAGGAAUCCGCACAGGCGAUGUUUGUCGGCAGAUGUCAAGGUGAUGCAAGUGGGGAGUGUGUCAGUGUGUAAUACAGUGGCUCGUGGACUUGCUCAAUUAGCUAGAAAAGAAAUAAACUUGCAGUCCGUGGAUUGUAAUGACGUUACUGUUGUUUAAUCAAAUCAAUAAAGCUAUUUUCGACGGCCUUGGAA